This is a messenger RNA of Thyridium curvatum, 1908 nucleotides long. RefSeq lists its product as uncharacterized. NCBI's taxonomy places the organism in Eukaryota, Fungi, Ascomycota, Sordariomycetes, Thyridiales, Thyridiaceae. The transcript is spliced from 2 exons. Bases 1 to 1908 code for a protein of 635 amino acids. The record is from RefSeq and is a predicted model, not a curated record.
AUGGAUGACCCAAUUGAGGUGCUGUUCUCCUCCCUGCCUUCUCCCAGGGAGAUGGACUCUGCCUGUCCGGAGGAUGCUGUCAACCUCCAGCGAGUCAGCGACGCACUGUCCAAGUUUGUCGCAGAUUCUGCCUCUCAAAAGUCCUGUGACCCAGACGCGAUGAACCUAUUGCGGUACGCGAGACUGGUCACAAGUGGCAAGAAAGACGCCGCAUCCUUCAUACGCCACCUAUCUCGGUUUGCCUUGUUCAAAAAGACGUUCACAGGCUCUGAUACGAAGCAGCGCCAGCUGGAAUACUACCGCUGGGUUGGAAGAGGCCGCAAGUCGGUUGAAUCCCCCUUCAAGGGUGAAUCCGAGCCGGCCGUACUGCCGGAGUCAAACAAAUCCCUCACAGAGUAUGUUGCACCCACCUGCAAUUACUGCAACAAGAAGGGCGUCGACUUCUAUUGCCAGGGAUGCUACAUGGCGUUUGCCGAGGGUGCCUUUCAUGCUACAUACUACUGCAACGAGGAGUGUCAAGUCCAGGACCUCCCCCGUCAUCUCUGGGUUUGCCAGGACUGGAACAAGGUCAGGCGAGCCGCAUUGCUCUUCCAGGGAUUGAUCAAUUCGUACAUCAUCAGGGCCAAUGACCGUUGGCUCCUCGGAUCCAGAGACAUAGAUGGCGUCACUGUUGCCAACUUCGACACCCAGGACGCCAUGAACUUCAUGGGCGGACACCUCGUCCAUGACUUUGAUUGGCCCGUGGCUGAAGACGGGGAUCGAGCUAUCGAAGCUCUGAUGAAUGGCCAGGGAGAAACUGUUCUCAAGCGAACCCGGUGUGUCUUCGAUCUCGUCUUCAGAGUCAUCUUUCCAUGUGACGUAAUCGAAGCAGUGACCUUCUAUCCCAAGAACCUCGAGCGCCCGGUUCUGUCCGACACGCCUUCCGGCAUCACAAAGCGAGCCAUGAAGAGCUUGAACUCCCUAAAUCUACACACAGCGUUCCGAAUCACCAUGGCCUCGGGCUUGAAAGUCAUGUAUGAUCCUACAUGUCGGCAGUUUGGCUGGAUGGACUACCUCACUCCACUCGGCCUCUACCAGGCCGUCCGCAUGCACCAUGUGCAAAACGUCGUCCGUCUCUCCCCAGUGCCCAUAGACCCUGCGGCUCGACAGAUGUUCGGCGAUCCCGAAUGUCCAAACCCACCGACCUGGGCGCCAGCACAUUCCGUCGGCUACCUCCAGGAUGCCCUGGCUGGCCGUCUCUACGAGUCAAUCAGCAAGUCGCUCGUUCACCGGGAUGACAUGGCUCUGAUCACCUCACAUUUCAUGAACGCCAACUAUAAAUAUUAUCAUGUAAUCUGUCGUCGUAUCGUGGACACUGCUAGCCAGUGCCUCGAUGAGGCGAACAAGGAGCAGACGGCGCUCCCUUCCUUCAAGGCCUACUACGAUCCCGCUGGGCGCCGGGGAGUCACCCGGUCCGUUGGAGAGUACAACCUGAUGGUCCCAAUCUGGUUCACCGAAGAGGAGUACAACGAGAUCGUGCACGAUCGUCCCAGGAUCGUUGACGAGUGGCUCAACCGCUUCAAGAGGAGCCUCGAUGAGACGAGGCAUGAGGACGAACAGAAAAAGCGCGAGCGGGAAGAGGCGCGACGGUGUGCAGAGAACAGGGUUCGCUCCGCAAGAGAGGAGCAACUGUCUCAGGACAAUAAACACCUCAAAGAGCUCGAUAAAGAGAUGGGAACGCUCGGGGAUGAGCUUGGGGAUAUGGAGAGCGAGAUAGAGGCGAACACACGGACGAUGGAAAAGAAUGAGAAGCAAAUGCAGCUGCUCCGAGAGAAGAUCGAGCAGGUCAAACACGAGAGAGCCAUGGCCCAGAACAUGGUAAAGGCACUCGAGUUCCACAUUGCGCGCCUCAACGGCGGAAGAGUCUAA